AUGUAAUUGAGAGAAGGAGCAUCCUCUGAAUGGCAGAAAUUCAUUGAGUAUACAAGGAAUGCCAAUCCGUUAGAUUACGGGAAGAUUGGCCAAAAUGUGAAAAUCAAAUUAACCAAGUUUCCAACAGAUGAUUCCUUAAUUGAUUAUUACGAAAAUGUAUUUUCAAAGUAUAUGUUUAAUUCAUCGAAAUAUAGUGUUACCAGCUAAAAAGACAGAAAAAAAUGGCAUUAAAUGGACAAAUAUCUAUUGAUUUGGUGUGUAGCAAAAUUGCUCUAAGUGAAACAAAGGGUGAACCUGGUUCCUGAUGACGAAGAUUGGGAUAUGAUUUCAAAAGUGUUAUAAGUUGAUUCAUAAUUAAUAAAACUUAAAUGGAUUUCGUUGCUGCAUUCUAAUCUCAGGAUUCACCAAUGGACUAGAGAGGAAGACCAGAUUCUGAAAGAUAUAGCCGAAUAAUUUUAUGAUAAAAACAAUUGGACAGAGUUGACAAUCAAAUUUAACUCACUUUCUAGGACUCAAAGAUAUCCUAAACAGAUAAGAGAGAGAUGGAAGAACGUCUUGAAUCCAACCAUCCAAAAAUGUUUGUGGGAUUCAAAAGAGAAAUUGAAUUUAAUACAAUUAGUCUAUAAAUAUGGAAAACGAUGGUCCUUGAUUCAACAUCACAUCAAAGGUAGAAGCGAAAACUAAAUUAAGAACUAAUACAAUGGGAUUACGAGAAGCUUAAAAAAAGAGAAGAUAUCGAAUGAAGAGGAGAAGGAGUUGCUAUUACACAUAAUAUAGAAUCCAAAUUAACCAAUAUAAAAUUUGAUUGAUGAUUUCCUACUUAAAUUAAUGGCCAAACAAGAAUAAUUAAAACUUGGAACAACAAAUAGAGAAGAAAUCAAAAUAGAGGUCAAUAAUAAUUUAAGAAUUUAAGAACAAACUUAACCAUUUGAAAAAGCACACGAGACUCCGACGAUAGUAUAGUUUUAAUCUCCAUCAACAUUGUAAAGCCAAAAUUUUCCUUAAUAUAACAAUGUCUAUUAAAAUUCGCCAUUUUAACUACAUCAUUAUAAUUCUUUAGCCUAGUAGCCACUUACUAUAUAUCAACCAUAUUAGUAUGUUUAGUAAUACAAUUAAUAUAAACCAAACUUUUAUUCACCGAACUAUGCUCACAUGAGGUUUCCUUAUUACAUGUGA
Paramecium tetraurelia is the source of this 1176-nucleotide messenger RNA. RefSeq lists its product as uncharacterized. The transcript has 5 exons. Gene Ontology annotation, cellular component: nucleus. Gene Ontology annotation, biological process: regulation of DNA-templated transcription. NCBI's taxonomy places the organism in Eukaryota, Ciliophora, Oligohymenophorea, Peniculida, Parameciidae. Gene Ontology annotation, molecular function: RNA polymerase II cis-regulatory region sequence-specific DNA binding; DNA-binding transcription factor activity, RNA polymerase II-specific. The record is from RefSeq and is a predicted model, not a curated record.